CUCAUUUGAGUUUCCUUCAUUGUCACAGACAGUGGCUACGAAUACAGGCAAACAAAAAUGGAUAAACUGGGCAAAUUCUACGGCUUUGUGCUGACCCUAACUGUGACGGUAACUCUUGUGACUCAUUGCAAUUUACAGAGGAAACUGGUUGAGAUGAAUCGUGCGAGACAGUCGGUGUAUGCAUUAGCCGUAUUGGAUACCUUUGGUCGGACAGUGGAACUGAAGCGAUAUAUGGGCCAUGUGUUGCUUAUUGUCAACAUUGCCUCUCGUUGUGGACUCACCGACAAGCAAUAUGCUGGCCUAGCCCAGCUAAGGGAGACAUACGAGGCCGAUGGUCUACGUAUACUCAAUUUUCCAUGCAAUCAAUUUGGUCAGCAAAUGCCCGAAUCAGAUGGCAAAGCGAUGAUAGAACAUUUGAUUAAAAGAAAUCUACAAAUUGGUGAUAUCUUUGCCAAAAUACAUGUGAAUGGGCCGCAGGCUAAUCCACUCUAUAGAAAGCUUGCUGGUCAUAAGCCGAUUGAAUGGAAUUUUGCAAAAUUUCUUAUAGAUCACCAUGGGUUGGUCUACAAGCGUUAUGAGCCAACAACAGAGCCCAGUGAAUUGGUUAAAGAUAUUGAAUGGUUGUUGUUGGAAAGCAUAUGAUAACUGCAUAUAGUGUAUAAGAGACGAAGAACUGAGUAAACGAAAGGCGAAACAAACAAACAAACAAACACACACACA
Molecule: messenger RNA, 720 nt
Organism: Drosophila willistoni
Lineage: Eukaryota; Metazoa; Arthropoda; Insecta; Diptera; Drosophilidae
Product: probable phospholipid hydroperoxide glutathione peroxidase
Exons: 1
Coding region: 58-642 (194 amino acids)
Biological process (GO): response to oxidative stress
Molecular function (GO): glutathione peroxidase activity
Source: RefSeq, a predicted model, not a curated record